Messenger RNA from Magallana angulata, 2145 nucleotides. RefSeq names its product kelch-like protein 10. Gene Ontology annotation, molecular function: protein binding. The transcript has 5 exons. The coding region runs from base 40 to 1803 and encodes 587 amino acids. The record is from RefSeq and is a predicted model, not a curated record. Lineage: Eukaryota; Metazoa; Mollusca; Bivalvia; Ostreida; Ostreidae.
GCCUAAAUUAACGUCUAUUUACUUUUUGACCGCGUGUGAAUGGAGACCACAAUGACUGAUCUACAAGUGGACAAUGUUUUUGACAUGGAUCCCCAAACCCAACUACACGAAAUGCGUCUACAGGGGAUUUUUUGCGAUGCCUUCAUCAAGACUCCAGUUGACAACACCCGUUUACCAGUUCACAGAAACGUCAUGGCAAGCUGCAGUCAUUAUUUUAGAUCGCUGUUUACGUCUGGUUUGAAGGAAUCGGAGGAGAAUGAGAUCUCCAUUCACGGUGUAUCAGCGAAUACGAUGAACCAAAUCAUCCAGUACGCAUACAUCCGAAAGGCGAUCAUCACACCAGAUAAUGUGGAAGAUCUUUUGGCAGCCUCGGACAGAUUUCAUGUUUUCGGACUUUUGAAAGAAUGUACCAACUACCUUUAUGAUCAAAUCUCUCCGGAGAACUGCAUUGGAAUUUUCAAAUUUUCGCGAUUUUACAACUGUGAACAACUGUCACAGAACACCUGGAACUACAUCAUUCGUAAUUUCAAAGAGGUUGUUGAAAAGAGUCAAGAGUAUCUUCAGCUGCAUGUCGAUGACUUGAAAGAAAUUUUGGACGAUGACGAUCUUUCUGUGCGGAACGAAAGCGAAGUUUUUGCGGCGAUUCAGAGAUGGGUGGAUUAUGACACAAGGGACAGAAAAGAUCAUUACACAAAUCUUCUUAAAUCUGUUCGUUUUUGUUUCGUUAAUCUCGAUUUCUUCCAAACCAAAAUUCAGAGAAACAAAACGUUGUUGACUCUUAGAGACUGCAAAAAGCUCAUCAACAGGGUCGCAAACCUAAUGCGCAUAUUCUACGAGAGUCCGUUCAUCAUAGACGACAACAAUACGUUGUUGAGACCUCGGGUCCCCCCAGAGAUCAUCUUUACCGUGGGGGGUUGGUCCAGUAGCGGGGUGGUGGAAACCAUGGAAACGUAUGACAAGAACGUGGACCGCUGGUACGUCACCAAACCGAGCAUGCCCAGUUCCCGCGCCUAUCACGGCACGGUCUUCAUGGACGGUAGCAUCUUCAUCAUCGGCGGCUUUGACGGCAAUCAGUACCUGAACAGCGUCUACCGGUUCUUCCCCGACGACAAGACGUGGGAGGAGAGGGCGCCCAUGUACAACAUGAGGUGUUACGUCAGUGCCGUGGAACUAAACGGUUUGAUUUACGCAUGCGGGGGAUUUGACGGACGAAAUCGACAAGAUUCGGUGGAAAAAUACGACCCGCUGAAAAACCAAUGGACGCACGUACAGCCAAUGUGGAGGAAACGUAGCGACGCCGGGGCCACGUCACUAGACGGCAAGAUAUUCAUUGCCGGGGGUUUUGACGGUACUUCCUGUCUGGACUCCUCCGAGUACUACGAUCCAUUAACUGACCAAUGGACGAUGCUACCGGAGAUGACGUCACGGAGAAGUGGCGUUGUUCUGGUGGCGUUAAAUCGAGAACUGGUUGCCUUGGGUGGUUACAACGGCAGCGACCGGCUGGCGUCAGUGGAGCGGUACAGUAGCCUGACCCGUUGCUGGUAUCCCAUGUCUUCCAUGUUACAGGGACGAAGUAACUUUGCUGCUGUAAUACUGGACGGGAAGCUGGUGGUCAUUGGUGGAUACGAUGGUUCCACUACGUCCCCAAACACGGAGGAAUACGACCCCGUGAAGAAGGCCUGGCGGGGGUUAUUCCCCCUGAACUUUGGGAGGAGCGCGGUCAGUGCGUGUGUGGUGUCUAACAUCAAGAGUGGGCGGGAGUUCUCCUACCACAGCCUGGCUAACAGCAGUGAUAACUUCUGAUGAACUGAAUGAUGCAUGUCAUUUAUAUACAAAAUGUUCAUUCAGUAUAAAAGAAAUUAACAAAUUACUUAACUGUUUAAAUCUCUCCUUAUACUAUAUAAUGGCCCAUAAUAUCACCUCUUUACAUAAACAUUGAAAACUCCAAAUACCACAUUUUGUGUUCAUUUGUACAUGCCUUUUAUUUUGAUUUAUAUCAUUUGAUUUGGUAUAAACAGUCAUUGAUAUGUAACAGUUCAUUCAUUAUCAUUAUAUAGCAUCACAGUAUUGGCACUUGAUGGUUUAACAAAAUACAACCUAAAACAACACCGUCAAUCAAUAAGGAUUACAUUAACCAUCAGACAC